Molecule: messenger RNA, 754 nt
Organism: Haliotis rubra (blacklip abalone)
Lineage: Eukaryota; Metazoa; Mollusca; Gastropoda; Lepetellida; Haliotidae
Exons: 3
Coding region: 98-754 (218 amino acids)
Source: RefSeq, a predicted model, not a curated record
CUUCUAUGUAAUGUAUGUCUCAUAUAUCAGUAGCAGAAGAACUGUUUCAGGACUGAUACUGUAAAUAUAUCCACAGCUGCUUAAACGUCUCUGAAAAAUGAUGAAGAAGCUGGUGAUUGUCCUCUCUCUCUUCAUGUCAGUAGUUAUUGCCCAGGAGUGCACUCUGAUACAUUACUUUGUGAGACAGAACAAACUGAAUAAUAAAAAGCCAGUAGAGACCCCGUCCAACGUCCUGCACAUGGAGAGUCAGCUGGGAUGUGGGUUACACUGUGCCCAGGAUGACACCUGCGCUUCCUUGACGCAUCUUGAGGGACAGUGUUUGCUCUACAAUUCAUCGGUGUUACCAUCUGAUGUUCAAGCUCCAGGUGCAAGAACCUUCAUCAAACAAGGUUAUUGUCCCGAGUCUCAAGGCUACACAUCAGUCCCGUUAGCAGACCUGUGUUUCAAAUACCAAAAGGAUCAAAUGUAUUGGACAGCCAGCCAAGAACAAUGUGAGAGUGAGGGCGGCCGCCUGAUCAUCCUGAAUACCAUGGAGAAACGUGACCACAUUGUUGCCACAUUGGGUGAUCAGUUGAUAUAUCCGCAUAUUGGUCUGCAAAGGGUGGGUGGAGCAGUCACCUGGACGGACGGUUCAACUUAUCUCCCUGGACAAACUGGAAUAGAAAUUGAUGGAUGUGGACUCCUGUAUCAUGGGUCCAUAGGGACCUAUUAUUGCAACUGGAACAGGUCUUCUUUCUGUGAAAUACCGGUGUAA